AUGUCUUCACCACUCGAUUCCACGCCAGCCAAUAGCGUAAUUACCCAACAGUCAUGCCACAGUGAUGAAUACGCCCUUGACAAAGAAAUCUCCCUUUACAAAAUUAAAUCUGCCGACGAGGCAUUGGCGAUGAUCCACGGCAGUGGAAUCUUCAACCACACCUUACAGCCAAAGCAGCGGCAGGUGUUCGAUAUGAUUGUCGAGCAUUUCCGCGAGUCCCUUUUGGCAAGACCAGAUCCCCUACUGCUGAACAUCGACGGUAAGGCAGGGACUGGAAAGUCCCACCUAAUCAUGCUCCUAUCCGCCACACUCACUCGGAUAGCUAGAGAGGCUGGUCCCCCGCAUGUGUGGUUUGUCCAACAGCUGACCCGUUGGCACAUUAACGGUCAACUUACUCCUGAUGAACACCUCAACGUUAUGGUAACACCAAGCCCGCGAGUCACUACCACCAACCCUCCAUACACCGGUGAUCAAAAAGAACCUGAUACCUUCAUCUCUUACUUCGGAAGUCCCAGCUUACAUGAACCAAGGAUUGUUAUUGAGGUUGGCUUCCGUCAGACAUAUUUAAGCCUCGUUGAAGAUGCGAAACUUUGGUUGGAAGGAGUGGGGGCGUGUGUGCGUAAGAUAUUGCAAGAUUACGACAUGAACUUCAAGGAGUAA
Molecule: messenger RNA, 660 nt
Organism: Penicillium verrucosum
Lineage: Eukaryota; Fungi; Ascomycota; Eurotiomycetes; Eurotiales; Aspergillaceae
Exons: 3
Coding region: 1-660 (219 amino acids)
Source: RefSeq, a predicted model, not a curated record